AGAGGAUCUGGCAGGAUGAAGAAAUGGGGGAGCUCAGACUUACGGGAAUCUCAGGACCUGCGUCAAGAGGACUCCUGCCCAGAACCCCUAGAUGGAGACCCUAACUCCAGGCCAGCUCCAGCCAAGCCCCACAGCUUCCCUGUGGCCAAGAGCCGCAGCCGGCUCUUUGGAAAGGGUGAUUCGGAGGACACAUCCCUCAUGGACUGCUCUUAUGAGGAAGGUCAGCUGGCAUCCUGCCCGGCCAUCACAGUCAGCCCUGUUGUCACCGUCCAGAGGCCUGGGGAUGGUCCCACCUGUGCCAGGCAGCCAUCCCAGGACUCUGCUGCCGAGAACCUCAAGCUCUAUGAUCGCAGGAAGAUCUUCGAAGCAGUGGCUCAGAAUAACUGUGAAGAGCUGGAGAGCCUGCUGCUCUUUCUGAAGAAUAGCAAGAAACAUCUCACAGACAGCGAAUUCAAAGACCCGGACACAGGGAAGACCUGCCUGCUGAAAGCCAUGCUCAACCUGCACGACGGGCAGAACGACACCAUCCCCCUUCUCCUGGAGAUCGCCCGGCAGACAGACAGCCUGAAGGAGCUGGUCAACGCCAGCUACACGGACGGCUACUACAAGGGCCAGACGGCACUGCACAUUGCCAUCGAGAGACGGAACAUGGCACUGGUGACCCUCCUGGUGGAGAACGGGGCCGACGUCCAGGCCGCGGCCAAUGGGGACUUCUUUAAGAAAACCAAAGGGCGGCCUGGCUUCUAUUUUGGUGAGCUGCCCCUCUCCCUGGCUGCGUGCACCAACCAGCUGGGCACCGUGAAGUUCCUGCUGCAGAACUCCUGGCAGUCGGCCGACAUCAGCGCCAGGGACUCGGUGGGCAACACUGUGCUGCACGCGCUGGUGGAGGUGGCUGACAACACGGCCGACAACACCAAGUUUGUGACAAGCAUGUACAAUGAGAUUCUGAUCCUGGGGGCCAGACUGCACCCUGCGCUGAAGCUGGAGGAGCUCACCAACAAGAAGGGGCUGACGCCGUUGGCUCUGGCCGCCAGCAGUGGGAAGAUCGGGGUCCUGGCCUAUAUUCUCCAGAGGGAGAUCCAGGAGCCCGAGUGCAGGCACCUGUCCAGGAAGUUCACCGAGUGGGCCUACGGGCCCGUGCACUCCUCACUGUACGACCUGUCCUGCAUCGACACCUGUGAGAAGAACUCAGUGCUGGAGGUGAUUGCCUACAGCAGCAGUGAGACACCUAAUCGCCAUGACAUGCUCUUAGUGGAGCCGCUCAACCGCCUCCUGCAGGACAAGUGGGACAGAUUCGUCAAGCGCAUCUUCUACUUCAACUUCUUCAUCUACUGUCUGUAUAUGAUCAUCUUCACCACGGCCGCCUACUACAGGCCUGUGGAAGGCCGGCCUCCCUUUAAGCUGAAACACACCGUUGGGGGCUAUUUCCGAGUCACUGGAGAGAUUCUUUCUGUAGCAGGGGGAGUCUACUUUUUUUUCCGAGGGAUUCAAUAUUUCCUGCAGAGACGGCCAUCACUGAAGACCUUAUUUGUGGACAGCUACAGUGAGAUGCUUUUCUUCGUGCAGUCGCUGUUCAUGCUGGGGACCGUCGUGCUAUACUUCUGCCACUGCAAGGAGUACGUGGCCUCCAUGGUUUUCUCCCUGGCCAUGGGCUGGACCAACAUGCUCUACUACACCCGCGGCUUCCAGCAGAUGGGCAUCUAUGCUGUCAUGAUUGAGAAGAUGAUCCUGAGAGACCUGUGUCGCUUCAUGUUUGUUUAUCUCGUUUUCUUAUUUGGGUUUUCCACAGCGGUGGUGACACUGAUUGAGGAUGGGAAGAAUGGCUCCGUGUCAGCUGAGUUGACGUCGCACAGGUGGCGAGGUCCUGGCUGCCGGCCGUCCGACAGCUCCUACAACAGCCUGUACUCCACGUGUCUGGAGCUGUUCAAGUUCACCAUCGGCAUGGGUGACCUGGAGUUCACGGAGAACUAUGACUUCAAGGCUGUCUUUGUCAUCCUGUUACUGGCCUAUGUGAUUCUCACGUACAUCCUCCUGCUCAACAUGCUCAUUGCCCUCAUGGGCGAGACGGUCAACAAGAUCGCACAGGAGAGCAAGAACAUCUGGAAGCUGCAGAGAGCCAUCACCAUCCUGGACACGGAGAAGAGCUUCCUUAAGUGUAUGAGGAAGGCCUUUCGCUCAGGCAAGCUGCUGCAGGUGGGGUACACAGCUGACGGCAAGGACGACUACAGGUGGUGUUUCAGGGUGGACGAGGUGAACUGGACCACCUGGAACACCAACGUGGGCAUCAUCAAUGAAGACCCGGGCAACUGUGAGGGCAUCAAACGCACACUGAGCUUCUCCCUGCGGUCGGGCCGAGCUGCAGGGAGGAACUGGAAGAACUUUGCCCUGGCUCCCCUCUUAAGAGAUGCAAGUACUCGAGAAAGACACCCUGCCCAGCCUGAGGAAGUUCAUCUGAAGCACUUUGCAGGGUCCCUCAAGCCAGAAGAUGCCGAUAUCAUCAAGGAUUCUGCUGCUUUAGGGGAGAAGUGAGGGACCACACAGGGUGCUCUCAACCCUGUGGGCCUUAGGAAAGCCCACUGUCUCCGGUAAGAGGGUGUGUAGGGGCCACCAGUGAUGCCUCAGCAGCCUGGCCCUACCGGCACCCUCCUCGCAGGCCCUUUCCUAGACGGCACGGAUCAAGCUGCAGGGGGCAUUGCUGGAUGCGCGGGUAGAGCUAGUCACGCCACCCUCACUGUCCCCAGCUGACUCUCCUAACACAAAAGGAUGUUGCUUUCCUGUUUUUACUGACUUUAUCAAACAUGGCGAAUGAGAAAUCGCCACGUGCAUGUACGCGAUGCCCCGGUUUCCUUUGGUUUUAUAUUCCUGGGAGUGAAAGGCAGCGAUGCCCAGGGAAACACCUUUUAGAACAAAACACAUCUUUGAGAUAAAAUGCCGAAGCCCUUGUCUAUUUUGUCCUUAAUAUCUCCCCUGUCCAGAGUGGUCUGGGGGUGACGAUGUUUGCUCCUCCAAGAAGGUGGGGGAACCUGGCCCCAUUCCCAGCUCUGCCAGGAUCAGGUGUUUCCGGAGUGACUCCCUCCUUCUGUGUGAUCCAUCGCAGUUCCAAAAAUAUUAGCUCUAUCGCUGUUCAAAUAAAAGUACAGAACCAUGUCCCAGAGCCACGUGGCAAGAAUUUUUUUAAUGAUCUUCCCUCUGUAGUGGCCAUAAUCCUGCUCGCCUACAGGGAUACCUACUUCCACCUCUACCCAUCCUGCCGUCCAUCAGAUAG
Molecule: messenger RNA, 3265 nt
Organism: Lagenorhynchus albirostris (white-beaked dolphin)
Lineage: Eukaryota; Metazoa; Chordata; Mammalia; Artiodactyla; Delphinidae
Gene: TRPV1
Product: transient receptor potential cation channel subfamily V member 1
Exons: 15
Coding region: 16-2529 (837 amino acids)
Biological process (GO): calcium ion import across plasma membrane
Cellular component (GO): membrane
Molecular function (GO): protein binding; calcium channel activity
Source: RefSeq, a predicted model, not a curated record